UUUUCAUUUCAUCAAAACCAUGGAGAAAAGACUCCGAUCAUCUCUCCACAACUCCGCCGACGAAUUCAUCUCGUCGGCGGCCAAACUAGGUUUGAAAUCGGUAAAACCUUCUCUCAAAACCCUAGUUCAUCGUAUAACUCCUUCAUCUGAACUUUCUUCAUCUCUUCCUCUCGCUAUCAACAAUGCUAUUUCUCGAUCCCUUUCUCUUUACAAGCAAUCGUUUCAUCCAACCAACGCAGAUCUCGAAUUCUCUCCAAUUUCUCCUCCGACUAAGCGUGUGCGUAAAUCGUCUCGACAUGUCAAGAGUGGAGAUGAUUCGACGGGUAAUAAAGGGGAUGGAAUGGAUAGUUUGAGAGAUAAUGCAGUUCAGAAGCUUCAAACUUACUCUUAUUUGGUUUAUCUUUGUGUUUCACAUCCGAAGAAAGCAUUUCCAGAGUCUGAUUUGCUUCCAGGUAUUCGUGAAUUGCAUGAUAAUCUUGUUUUAUUCGAGUCGGAAUCUGUUCUGCAGCUGGAGAUAGCUAAUUUGUGUGAGGAGUGGUGGAAGAGUGAAAUUCAGGGGAGAGAGGUUUUAAUUUCGCAGUUGUUACCUUAUUUAUUGUCGAGAUCAUUGACUUUGAAGAAGAAGGUGGAUGUUCAUAGAGUUUAUGUUCUUCGAGAGGCUUUUGCUUUGUUUGAUUUUGAGGAUGAUAGUAUUGAGGAUUUGAAGUUACUACUUAUGAGGUGUUUGAUUUCGCCUUUGUAUUUGAAGACUGAUGAUGGCAGGAAAUUUAUUGCAUUUAUGUUUGGAUUGAGCUUUCGGAUGCUGAAGGAAGCUCUGGCGAUGAUCCAAUCGCAGAUUCCAUUUGGCCGUAAGUCGAUGCUGGAGGCUUAUGCGGAUAUUUUAUUUAGAGCUUGGAAAGUGAUGAAAGGGGAAUUACUUGAAGAAAUUGAAAGUGGGUUCUUGCAGAAGCUAAUUGAUGGUGCAAUUCAUGGGAGUUCGUCUUCAUUUGCAGCUUCAGUACGGAGGGUUUUGGGUGGUUUUAUUAAUCAGAGAACCGUAGAAGGUGUUGAAAAGCUCCUCUAUCGUCUUGCUGAACCUGUGAUAUUUCGAUCACUACAGGUUGCAAACUCGGAUGUUAGGAAGAAUGCAUUGCAUCUACUCCUAGACUUAUUUCCUCUUGAAGAUCCGGAUUCUACGAAGGAUGUCAAAGACAUAUUGCUUGAUAGACAGUUCUUUUUAUUAGAGAGAUUGGUAAUGGAUGAAUGUCCUGAGGUCCGGGUUGUUGCAGUUGAAGGUUGCUGUCGAAUUCUUUCUUUAUUUUGGGAAGUGAUUCCUUCCUCAACAAUCACAAAGAUACUCAAAAAAUUAUUUGAUGAUAUUAGUCAUGACACAUGUGUUGAAGUGAGAAGUUCCACACUGAAUGGCAUUAUAUAUUUGAUGGGUAAUCCUCAGUCACAUGAGAUUCUUAAGGCACUUCUACCAAGAUUUAAGCAUAUGAUUUUGGAUUCAUCCACUUCAAUCAGAUCUACAUUACUUGAUCUCCUUCUACUUAUAAGUGAUAUUCGAACUUUUCAGUUUCACAAGGUUGUGCCUUUAGAAAUGUUACUGUCCACACUUGCAAAUGAUCAACCAGUUAUUGCAGAUAAAAUUACUAAACUUUUAAUUCCAUCAUAUUUCCCCUCCAAAACAAAUCCUAAGGAAGCUUGCAGCCGCUGUAUCACACUUAUAAAAAGGUCACCUGCAGCUGGUGCAAGGUUUUGUGAAUUUGCCCUAUCAGGAGGGGCAUCUUUUGGGUCUCUAAUUGAACUUGCCAAAGAAUUAAUAAAUAUGAUUCUAUCACCACACCAGCUUGAUGCAGCUCAGAUUGAUGGGAUUCUUCUAGCUACAGCUCACAUUUGCAAAAAUGUAGUUAACGAGGGUUCUUGCAUAACCACCCUAAAGAAAUUACUGUCUCCUGAAAGGUUAAGACGAUUGUUUGCUGCUUCAUCCUCUAGACAUGCUCAAUCUUCUUUAUGUGAUAUAAUUUCCUAUAUCUCGCCAAAUGAUGUUGGUGAUCUUCUGAAAACAUGCAUGGCCUUGAUAACUAAUGGUUGUGAUUUACAUGAAAACCUUGAUUGGCAAGUUGAAGUUAGGUCUGCCCACAAGGUGAUGUUUUCUUGUAAUGGAUUUGAUGAUAUGUUAGAAACUAUUACAAGACUUCUACAAAAUGCUGCUAAUGAGGAUAUUGAGUUUACAGCAAAGCGAAGAAGGGUAAGAUCCUCUGGGAAAAUCUCGGCAAAAAUAAAACAUAACAGCAAGAGGUCUUCCAUCUCCACAUUUAAAGAGAAUUAUUUAAAAGCUGUAGGAAUAUCAUGGCAAAUAAAAGAUUUGCUUGUGUGUGAUGACACGAGAAAAGCAAUUUUAGGGUCUAGGAUUUUGGAUACCACAUUGUUUGCUCUCAAGGAUAUCUCAGAGAUGAGCAUUUUGCGGUGCAUGGGUUUUGAUUAUAUGCAUUCAUAUCCGGUUUUGGCCUACACUUCCCUUGCCUUGCACAUUUCUCUCCAAAGUGACGCUAUAAAUGAAGAAAACAGCUGUACAAGCAGCAAAAAGAAAUCUCGUUUUCAUUUCCCGGGAUCAUCAUCUGAGGAACCUUUCUUGGAGCAGAUGGUGAAUCAUCUAAUGAGUUGUACAAGUAACUUACUUGUACAACAACUCUCCCACAAUGGUGAAAAGGUGGGAGAAGAUCAUGAAGAUGUUGGUGGACCAGUCAAUAAGCAACAAAGGAUAGUGAACACUGUGAAGAUUCUAACAGCAGUGCUGAAGUUUAUUGUUGAUGCAACUGCUCUUAAUCUUAUUUCCAACAACUCAGAAAGAUGCUUGACUUUCACCAUACAAUACCUAGAAUUCAUCAUCUCUAAUCUAAGCAAGCAUUCAAGUGAACUUCUGUUGUCUAAUGAAGAAGACCAGAAAGAAUCAGUUCUCUGUCUGAAGAGUUCCUGCACCUAUGCCGCCAAAUUCCUAAACCUACUCGCAAAAUCCGCCAAACCUUCCCUACCUUCAACGACAAUAAACACUCUCGCGAAUCACAUAUUCGACUUAAUUCUAACAGUAGAGUUGAGUCUGGGCUCCAAGAACACAACCCACAUCCUAACCGCCAUAAAACCAUGGCUGCCCGAUAUGACUCUUGGUUUGGGAUCAACAAGUUCUGAUUCCAACAGUGGUAACUCCCAAAUCCCUUCAUGGGUAUCGUUUAUAACGAAGAUAGAACUUUCCGAAUUGAGUGAAGAAGAGAUUUCAUCCGGGUGGGAAAAAGUUCCAGUUUUCAAAAAACUGAUUGAACUGGCUAUGAAACUAUUGAAGGGACAAAUGGAUAUAGUGGAUUUAGUUGGAAUGUCUUUAUUGAAGUAUGUAGGGAUUGGAUUGGAAAGGAAGGAGUUUGAGUUUGUUCUUGGAUUAGUGCGGUUUAUUUGCUUGAAAUUGGUUGGGAAUGAUGAAAAGCUAUGGAAGGAUGAUGAUCUUAAGCUGAUGCCUUCAUAUCUUAUGUAUAUUUAUAAGGAGAUUAAAAGGGAAGCUUUAGAUCCUAGUAAUGAUGAUGAUUCUAGGGGGCUAUUACAGAGUGCUGUGGAAUUGCUUGAACCAGCUUGCUUAAAUUAUAAUGCUGGUGAUGGUGAAUGGAGUUAGAUAAUAAUAUUGUAAGUGUUUUAUGAUUCUUUUUUUGGUAAGGUUUAAUGAAACUAGAAGUUCAAUUAAACUUAACUAUGUGUAGAUGUGUUUAUUGAGUUGCACAUUUUGUGCACAUUUUAAAAAGCAAAGUGCUGAAGAUAGUUUGAUA
Messenger RNA from Impatiens glandulifera, 3791 nucleotides. RefSeq lists its product as uncharacterized. The transcript is spliced from 5 exons. Gene Ontology annotation, cellular component: nucleus; condensin complex. Lineage: Eukaryota; Viridiplantae; Streptophyta; Magnoliopsida; Ericales; Balsaminaceae. Gene Ontology annotation, biological process: mitotic sister chromatid segregation. The record is from RefSeq and is a predicted model, not a curated record. The coding region runs from base 20 to 3640 and encodes 1206 amino acids.